GCGGAAGAAAGAAGUGAGAAGCCAAACUCGGUCUUGUAAGCUCAUGCCAUAGUUUUAAUUUUUCCUCAGUUUCUCUUCGGAGAGUUUCUUUGGGGAAUGCGGAGAAAUGAGAGGACCUUCCCUGACAAAGUCUGAGCUGAGUGGUCGUGCUAAGAGGAGCGCCGGCGGCAGGACUUGCCACCGGAAACACGUCGAGGACGGGUGAUCAACUCGGACUCACAAUCUUCAUAUUCUGUCUCUUUCCUUUUUCUGUCACAACUUUCGUCAAACACAUUCACUGUAAACAAAGCUCUUCUGUGUAUAUACCCAAAAAAAAUCCUUCGUUUUUGUAAUUUUCUGUAGCGAAUCUCAGAAAGAUGCCGGAGAAGGUCAGAGACGGCAACCCGACCUUGCUGGAUGGAAAGUACGAGCUCGGCCGUAUGCUUGGCCACGGCACCUUCGCCAAGGUAUAUCCCGCGCGGAACCUGCGGACAGGGAAGAGUGUGGCGAUGAAGGUGGUUGGCAAGGAGAAGGUGAUUAAGGUCGGAAUGAUGGACCAGAUAAAGCGCGAGAUCUCCGUGAUGAAGAUGGUGAAGCAUCCGAACAUCGUCGAGCUACACGAGGUCAUGGCGAGCAAAUCCAAGAUCUAUUUCGUCAUGGAACUCGUUCGUGGCGGCGAAUUGUUCUCCAAGGUCGCUAAGGGCCGCCUGAGAGAAGACGUGGCCAGAAUUUAUUUUCAACAAUUGAUUUCCGCCAUCGAUUUUUGUCACAGCCGCGGCGUUUACCAUCGCGAUUUGAAGCCGGAGAAUCUGUUAUUGGACGAGGACGGGAACUUGAAGGUCACGGAUUUUGGACUCAGUGCCUUCUCUGAGCACUUGAAGCAAGACGGUUUGCUUCACACGACUUGUGGCACGCCGGCUUAUGUUGCGCCUGAGGUGAUUGGGAAGAAAGGCUAUGACGGCGCCAAAGCGGAUCUGUGGUCUUGCGGGGUAAUUCUAUAUGUUCUCCUCGCCGGAUUCUUGCCAUUCCAAGAAGACAACAUCAUCGCCCUGUAUAGAAAAAUUUACAGGGGAGACUUCAAAUGCCCACCGUGGUUCUCUGGUGAAGCUCGUAGAUUAAUCACAAAGCUUCUCGAUCCAAAUCCUAAUACUCGAAUUACCAUCGCCAAAGUGAUGGAUAGCUCUUGGUUUAAGAAAUCAGUGCCCAAGUCCGUGAUGAGUAAAGCCGAAAUGGAGUUCGAAGCCCUGAAUUUGGAUGGCGACAAAUCAAAACAGCCAGAGACGCUUAACGCCUUUCACAUCAUAUCUCUAUCGCAGGGGUUCGACUUGUCGCCGUUGUUUGAGGAGAAGAAGGAGGAGCUGAGGUUCGCGACUACGAGACCAGCGAGCAGCGUGAUUUCAAGGCUUGAGGAGGUGGCGAAGUCGGUGAAAUUCAACAUCAAGAAGAGCGAGACAAGUGUGAGAUUACAGGGGCAGGAGAGUGGUAGAAAAGGACGAUUAGGAAUUGCGGCGGAAAUAUUCUCCGUGACGCCGUCAUUCCUGGUGGUGGAGGUGAAGAAGGAAAACGGUGACACUCUGGAGUACAAUCAGUUCUGUAAUAGUGAGCUCCGACCGGCGCUCAAGGACAUCGUCUGGACAUCCCCCGCCUAGAACUCGACACUUGCUUGAAUUUCAUAUCCAAAAAAAAACCCAGUAAUUUAUGUGCUCUGAAUCGUAAUUGUUCUUUGUUAUUGUCGUCAAUUUCUUAUUGAAAUUCAGUUGAAAUUGAUCUGAUCUUGUGUGUUUCAAUCAUCAUCGAGUCAGUCAGUCGUGAUUGUUGUUUUUGUUGUAAAUUUGUAAUGUCUUGCUUGUGUUUGUGAAAAUGCUCAAAUGGAUUGGUUUCUUUUAUUUGCGUAA
Messenger RNA from Tripterygium wilfordii, 1874 nucleotides. Its product is annotated as CBL-interacting serine/threonine-protein kinase 6-like. Bases 357 to 1628 code for a protein of 423 amino acids. The transcript has a single exon. Lineage: Eukaryota; Viridiplantae; Streptophyta; Magnoliopsida; Celastrales; Celastraceae. Gene Ontology annotation, biological process: signal transduction; protein phosphorylation. Gene Ontology annotation, molecular function: ATP binding; protein kinase activity. The record is from RefSeq and is a predicted model, not a curated record.